This is a messenger RNA of Bipolaris sorokiniana ND90Pr, 933 nucleotides long. RefSeq lists its product as uncharacterized. The transcript is spliced from 2 exons. NCBI's taxonomy places the organism in Eukaryota, Fungi, Ascomycota, Dothideomycetes, Pleosporales, Pleosporaceae. The record is from RefSeq and is a predicted model, not a curated record. Bases 262 to 696 code for a protein of 144 amino acids.
UGCCCGCACGCGCCCGCACGCGCCUACACCAAAGCAAUUGCAUGUUCACCCAUAUGAGGCCGACUUUGGGAUUGUUGGUGGGACAAACAUGCCAACAAAUGACAGCAGCAAAAUUUCCCUUGGAUCAGGAUUUCUAAAGCAAACCCGACAAUUCCAAAACGUAUCACGCCAUCUCUACUGUGAGCUUUGACACUACGCACUUCGUCGUGCGUACAGUUGAGCAUAUCAAUCUCGAGUCACACUUACUCUAACUCUUCAGCAAUGGGGGGCCGGCUUUCCAUGCCCAAAGCUGCCGAUGGCUUGAGUGAAGUCCCCAAAUCCGCACCUGGCAAUGCAUCAGCACGUUUUUCAAGGAAUCGUGGUAUCAUCAAUGGCCGUACGGUCAUGGCACCGCUAGCUGCCUUUACCAUGGCCGGACUGCUGUUCGUUUACGCUCGAACGUCAAUACGUGCCGCCAAGCUCAAUGCACAAAAGCACCGAGAGGCAGAUGGUGGACAGAUCAGUUGGCACAAAGAGAGCUUGAGGCGGCACGGGCAAAUUGAGAGGCUAGAUGAUGAUAGGGGAGCGUUUGGAGAGGCGCUAUUGGGAGACAUGCGUAGGAAGAAACAGCGCAAGGCCGAGGAGAAUCAAAAGGUGUCGGCCGAGAGAUCGGAGAAUGACGCGGAGUUGAGGAAGAUCAUAGGCAAGAAAGAUUGAUGUAGCCAAGAAGAGGUCCAGCUGGCGAUGGCAGCUAUGUCAGACGUCUCUGCCGGAGGAACUUGGCUGAGCUGAUAUAUGGAAAAUCACGAGGGUUGAGGAUGGCGCCUAUGUGUACAAGACUGUUCAAGGCAUGACCAAAAUUUCAGUAUUGUUUGAAGUAAGAUAUAAUAUCUCGAAUGUGACAUGGUAUCGGAAAGGAGCAUGGCUACGGAUGCCGAUGAGCUUAAUCCAACC